This is a messenger RNA of Miniopterus natalensis, 1878 nucleotides long. It is a transcript of the gene NR1H3, whose product is annotated as nuclear receptor subfamily 1 group H member 3. NCBI's taxonomy places the organism in Eukaryota, Metazoa, Chordata, Mammalia, Chiroptera, Miniopteridae. Gene Ontology annotation, molecular function: nuclear receptor activity; zinc ion binding; RNA polymerase II cis-regulatory region sequence-specific DNA binding. Gene Ontology annotation, cellular component: RNA polymerase II transcription regulator complex. Gene Ontology annotation, biological process: negative regulation of inflammatory response; cell differentiation; lipid metabolic process. The record is from RefSeq and is a predicted model, not a curated record.
UGUGACCUGACCCCUUGGUGGUCCCUCCCCUCAGCCUUUCCCCAUAUUACUUCCCUGGGGCUCUGGCCCCUAUCUUGCUCAGCUCCAGCUUCUCAAUCACCACCAAGGCCUCUGGACAGGGACUGCACAGUCCUCCUCUCUGAGCAAGGGGGCUCCAGAGACUGCCCCAACCAGGAAGUCUGGUGGCCUGGCAUUCGGACAGUCCCUUGGUAAUGUCCAGGGCUCCAGGAAGAGAUGUCCUUGUGGCUGGAGGCCCCUGUGCCUGACACUUCUCCUGAUUCUGCAGUGGAGCUGUGGGAACCAGAUGCACCAGAUGCAAGCAGCCCGGCCCUGAGAGGCAGCAACUGCACCCUCAGGGAGGAAGCUAGCAUGCCCCAAUCAGCUGGGGGCACUUCGGGGCUGGGGCUGGAGGCUGCAGAUCCCACAGCCUUGCUCCCCAGGAUGGAGGCCCCUCCAGAGUCCACAGAGCUCCGUCCACAAAAGCGGAAAAAGGGGCCAGCCCCCAAAAUGCUGGGGAAUGAGCUGUGCAGUGUGUGUGGGGACAAGGCCUCUGGCUUCCACUACAACGUGCUGAGCUGUGAGGGCUGCAAGGGAUUCUUCCGCCGCAGUGUCAUCAAAGGGGCGCGCUACAUCUGCCACAGCGGGGGCCACUGCCCCAUGGACACCUAUAUGCGUCGCAAGUGCCAGGAGUGUCGUCUUCGCAAAUGCCGCCAGGCUGGCAUGCGGGAGGAGUGUGUCCUGUCGGAGGAACAGAUCCGACUGAAGAAACUGAAGCGGCAAGAGGAGGAACAGGCUCAGUCCACAUCUGUGCCUCCAAGGGCAUCAACUCCCCAGAUCCUGCCCCAGCUCAGCCCAGAGCAACUGGGCAUGAUUGAGAAGCUGGUGGCUGCCCAGCAACAGUGUAACAGACGCUCCUUUUCUGACCGGCUUCGAGUGACGCCUUGGCCCAUGGCACCAGAUCCCCAGAGCUGGGAGGCCCGGCAGCAGCGCUUUGCCCACUUCACUGAGCUGGCCAUCGUCUCUGUCCAGGAGAUCGUCGAUUUUGCCAAACAGCUGCCCGGCUUCCUGCAGCUCAGCCGGGAGGACCAGAUCGCCCUGCUGAAGACCUCUGCGAUUGAGGUGAUGCUUCUGGAGACAUCUCGGAGGUACAACCCUGGGAGUGAAAGUAUCACCUUCCUCAAGGAUUUCAGUUAUAACCGGGAAGACUUUGCCAAAGCAGGGCUGCAAGUGGAGUUCAUCAACCCCAUCUUUGAGUUCUCCAGAGCCAUGAAUGAGCUGCAGCUCAAUGACGCCGAGUUUGCUUUGCUCAUUGCCAUCAGCAUCUUUUCUGCAGACCGGCCCAACGUGCAGGAUCAGCUCCAGGUAGAGAGGCUGCAACACACAUAUGUGGAGGCCCUGCAUGCCUACGUCUCCAUCCACCACCCCCAUGACCGCCUGAUGUUCCCACGGAUGCUAAUGAAGCUGGUGAGCCUCCGGACACUGAGCAGCGUCCACUCGGAGCAAGUGUUUGCGCUGCGCCUGCAGGACAAAAAGCUUCCCCCGCUGCUCUCUGAGAUCUGGGAUGUGCACGAAUGACUGUCCUCCCCCUAACCUUCUGUUUUGGGGGCUGCCUCCUAGGGGUGGAACAGACCGAGCAGGGCAGCAUUCCUGGGGGCUGGGCCAAGGAGCCCCUCGCGUGGCAUUAAAGGAGAGUCAACGGGCUGGGAGUUUUGUGGCUGCUGGGCACUGAGGUUCACUGUGCUCCACUUGAACAGGGCACUGACCCGACCAAACGGAUGAGCCUGGGGCCGCUUUGCACAAGGCUCUGCAGGCCUGCCCAGCCUGCCUGCACCACUUCCUGUUUUCCCCGCCGGCCCCUGGAGACAUUCUCCACCGUCA